Molecule: messenger RNA, 1696 nt
Organism: Seminavis robusta
Lineage: Eukaryota; Bacillariophyta; Bacillariophyceae; Naviculales; Naviculaceae
Source: the annotation of a GenBank genome assembly
AUGACGACAAUUUCCACCAAUGCACUGCUUUUCUUGGCGACAAUGGUCCCAUCGGUGGCGGCCUUUGUCCCUGCAAGCCUCAUCAAUCAAAGGCAGUCGCAAUCCACUCUUGCCAUGAUGGAUCCUGCGUUGGCGAUGGACACGUUUGCUUCUGCCAAUAAUAUGAUGACGACGAUGGAUCAUUCCACUGCCAUGGCAACAUCUUCCAAUGUCUUGUCGUUUGCCGAUCAAGGCCAAAACUUGGCAGGCAUCUUCUUCCAAGCAUCACUGCUACCCUACUUGCUCUUUCUCUACUUUCUGAGCUUCAAGGCAAACCGAAUAUCCGAUCUGGGAAACUUUGGCUUUCAAUUUGUUUUGCUCUUUGUCGUUUCCACCAUUCCUUCGGGAAUCAUCUCCAAGGCUGUCUAUGGCAUUUCAUUGGCCAAUGUCGACUGGUUACAUGGUGGAGCCGAGACGUUGUUGACGGCAGCCAAUAUACUCAUUGUACUUGGAUUCAAAGAAGCCAUGACAACCCCAAAAGCCGAUAUUGAACCCAUGGGAAAGUACCGUAAUAUUGCUCUGGGUGCCUUCGCUGUCUUUGCCGUCUUUUGUGCAUUGGGACCCAACAUUGGCUUUGAAGCACAUUCCGCCUUUCUCUUUGGAGCCGGGGAUUUGCCAACCACUUGGACUGCCUCGUUGCCAUGGGUCACACAUCCAGAACCAGAAAAUGCACUAUCGAUCCCCACCUGGAUGAUUCACUUUUCAUCCGUCUUUGAAUAUCUAUUUGCCAUGAGUCUCGUCUGGAAGUAUUCCGAAACGACUGGCAAUGAAAAGUGGAAAGGACUCACAUGGGGCAUGUUGCCAUUGCAUGCAUCGGGUAUCUGCGCCUGCACAUAUCACUGGUUCUACAAUGAUCCAUCUCUGCAGUUCUUGGUCACAUCGCAAGCAGGACUAACCUUGUUGGGAAACAUUACCUGCAUGAUUGCUGCAUUUCGAAUUGCGAGGAGCAACGGAUGGACACUCUCCGAUCUCAACCCCUUUCCCAAAUCCAAUACGAGUCCUUCGGGAUUGGUCUCGGAAGGAAUUUCCGCCAUGCCAUUGGAACUAUCCGAAGCAACCGAAACCAACGCCGUGCUGGCGGCCAAGUUGGUCGCAUUGACGGUGCUCACGUCGUAUGCCGUCAAGUAUGGAUCCCUCGGGUUGGAUCUACCCUUUGAACCCAACAGCUUUGUUGCCGGUGCAAUGAUUGUGGGAUUCCCCGCAAUUACCGCCUACCAAUACGCAAACCUGUCCAAGGAGAGUGAGGAAGAUUCCAUUUUUGACUUUAUGAAGGGGGACGGCGAGAACAAACCAAGUUUGAGCAUGGAUGACAUUAAAAAGUACGGAGUUGCUGGAACCGUGGCCUAUGUGCUGACGGAAUUGGCCUUUUGGAUUGUGGCAUUUCCAGUGGCAUCCACUGCCUUGUAUCAGUCCACUGGACACUGGCCUGAUGUUGUGAACGACAAUACCGACAGAACGGCAGUCCUCGCAUUUAUCUUUGCGGGCGCCAACAUCGCCCGAGCGCUGGUCCCACUGCGAUUUGGGGCAGCUCUGGCACUGGCACCUUGGGUCGAUGAGAAUAUUAUCAAUCGAGGAGGUGAUUCGGCGGAAGCCACCGGUGAUUCUUCAAACCCGUAACCAUACAAACAAUAACUAGCUAGGUAGAUCUAUUCUACUA